AUGGAGAAGGCAUUGGAAAUCCUCAGCUCUGUUCCCCUGAUUGACGGACAUAAUGACUGGCCCCAUCUCAUCCGAGGAUUUUAUGACAACCAACUAGACGAGCGAUUCCAGCCCGGCAAGUCGUUGGUGGGCCACGUCGACUGGAAACGGCUGAAGGAAGGGAAGUCCGGCGGAGCAUUCUGGAGCGUAUACGUUGACUGUCCUGAAACCGAAGAUCCCGCCGAUGAUGCAGCGCAUUUCGAAGCUUUGAGGGAUACCUUGCAGCAAAUCGACCUCGUCCAUCGGUUGGUUGAUCUGUAUUCCGACCACAUGGGCCUCGUCCAGAAAGCCUCCGAUAUUAUGCAACUGUUUCGGGAGGGCCGAUUUGCCAGUUUGAUUGGAGUAGAGGGUUUACAUCAGAUUGCGAAUAGUGCAAGCGUUCUUCGACUCUACCAUAAGCUUGGAGUUCGAUAUGUUACGUUGGCGCAUAGCAAGAACAACUUGUACGCGGAUAGCGCUACAGCCAGGUUACCGGCUCACGGAGGCUUAUCACCCCGGGGCAAGGACAUGGUGAGAGAAAUGAACAGAAUUGGCAUGAUUCUGGACCUAUCGCAUACAAGCGAAGCCGUUAUGCAUGACGCCCUUGACCUCUCCGAGGCUCCCGUCAUCUUCUCGCACUCUUCUGCAGCAUCCAUCGUCCCAAGCGUUCGUAAUGUCCCAGACACCAUCCUUGAGAAGCUAAAGGAAAACAACGGAGUCAUCAUGAUCAGUUUCAUCCCGUCUCUCACGAGUACGGACGCAGAAACAGCAAGCAUCGACCAGGUCGUGGACCAUAUCGUUCAUGUUGCUGAGCUAGUUGGGUGCGAUCACAUUGGUCUAGGCUCAGACUAUGACGGGAUGUUCAGCGCGGUCCAAGGAGUCGGGGACGUCUCUCGGUAUCCCAAUUUGGUGGCUAAAAUGCUUGAGCGAGGAAUCGAUCGUCCAAGUGUGGAGAAAAUAGUAGGGCUUAAUAUUAUACGAGUACUGGAGGAAGUUGAAGUGAGAUCUGCACAUUGCCGGGAUCAACAUCCUGUCAUGGAGGACUCGGUCAAGCAGCUAUGGAACGACCAGUUUAGGGCUAUGGUGAGGCAGACAUACCCUCUCGCGGAGAGGGACCUACAACAACAACAACAACAACAAGGGAACUCACCGUAA
Molecule: messenger RNA, 1173 nt
Organism: Aspergillus ochraceoroseus IBT 24754
Lineage: Eukaryota; Fungi; Ascomycota; Eurotiomycetes; Eurotiales; Aspergillaceae
Product: dipeptidase
Exons: 6
Coding region: 1-1173 (390 amino acids)
Biological process (GO): proteolysis
Molecular function (GO): metallodipeptidase activity
Source: RefSeq, a predicted model, not a curated record